This is a messenger RNA of Chanos chanos (milkfish), 1997 nucleotides long. RefSeq names its product tropomyosin 2 (beta) (gene tpm2). The record is from RefSeq and is a predicted model, not a curated record. The coding region runs from base 284 to 1030 and encodes 248 amino acids. The transcript is spliced from 8 exons. NCBI's taxonomy places the organism in Eukaryota, Metazoa, Chordata, Actinopteri, Gonorynchiformes, Chanidae.
UGCAACUUUUCCACAAACUGGGGGAACUCUGUCCACGAUUCAUUUGCGCCUUAAAAACAGCGGCAUUUGGGAAGUCCGAAAUCUUUUUGUGCGUUUAUCCUGCGAUCAGACAAAUCUAUUUAUUAGAUUUGCCAUAGUGUUUUACCGUUCUCGUGUUUAUGGUAGCCUACCUUGGUUGUCUCAUCCUAAAGGUAUCGUCAAGCAGUGUUGAAAGCUACAAAGAAGCGUUAGCUUCGUCUUAGGCGUCUCUGAUAUCUAAUAAGCGUUUUCGAAAACACUCAUAAUGGCUGGAAUGACGUCCAUCGAAUCUGUAAAAAGGAAAAUUCAGGCACUACAAAAACAAGCCGAUGAUGCAGAAGAUCGAGCCGAAGAACUUCAAAGAGAAGUGGAUGCAGAGAGGCAGGCCAGGGAAAGGGCAGAGGCUGAGGUCGCUUCCCUGAACAGACGCAUCCAGCUGGUUGAGGAAGAGUUGGACAGGGCCCAGGAGAGGCUGGCCACUGCGCUGCAGAAACUGGAGGAAGCAGAGAAAGCUGCUGACGAGAGUGAGAGAGGAAUGAAGGUCAUAGAGAACAGAGCUACAAAAGAUGAGGAGAAGAUGGAGAUCCAAGAAAUGCAGCUGAAGGAGGCCAAACACAUUGCUGAGGAGGCUGACCGCAAAUAUGAAGAGGUAGCCCGUAAGCUGGUCAUCCUUGAGGGCGAUCUGGAGCGUUCUGAAGAGCGUGCUGAGGUGGCUGAGGCCAAAUCUGGUGACCUUGAGGAAGAGUUGAAAAAUGUCACCAACAACUUGAAGUCUCUGGAGGCACAAGCUGAGAAGUACUCCACAAAGGAAGACAAAUAUGAAGAAGAAAUUAGAGUUCUUACUGAGAAACUCAAAGAGGCUGAGACCCGUGCUGAAUUUGCAGAGAGGUCUGUGGCUAAACUUGAGAAAACCAUUGAUGAUUUGGAAGAGAAACUGUCUCAGGCCAAAGAGGAGAACCUAAACAUGCACCAAGUGCUGGACCAGACCCUCCUGGAGCUCAACAACUUAUAAAGAGAGUUAUGCUUGAGGAGGGGACCAGGAGUCUUAAAACACAUAGAGCUUUCCAAUGAGGCCCAGAACAUCUUGGUCCUAUGUGUACAUACCCUCCGAAGGGAAAAGUCUUUUUGUUUGUUUGUUUGUUUGUUUCAGUUUGAUGGGUUUUAAAGUCACAGAGAUGCAUUCUGCCAUUUUCUACGUAUGAUUAUGUUUAAGAACCUAUUGGUUUAUGCAGCACAUGUGCAACCUGCAGACUACAAGCUCAUUUUAACCUUUUUCUCUUCAACACAGUGUAAUUUCUACAGUGCACCUGAGCAACACACUGUGAAAGUCUUAUCAUUUUACCAGAAUUUUCUACUACUAAAGCUGUGCUGUUGGCUAACAGUUUGGCUGUGUUGUUUAUUCCACUGUGAGCUUGUAGACUGCAGGGGGCCUAAGGGCCAAUAAAGGAGGAAGACCCCCCAUAAAUAAAUAAAUAAAUAAAGGAAUAAAUAAAUACGACUGUAACCAAAGCAGUCAUUCUUGAAGUUACCAUCAAAUAGUAUGUUUGUCAUUUUUGCUCUCAAAACAUGCGGCAUUUCAAAUUGGCGUUUCAAAUUGACAUUUUAAUAAGAAUGUAUUUGUUAGACAGUAAAGAUCCUUAAUGUUUUUUAGGGGGUCUAAAAGAAAGUUUUAAAACAUCACUUUUUUUACAUGGCCAUUGCAGUGUAGUGCAUUUCAUAAUUGAAUAAGUCAAAAAAAAAAAAAAAAAAAGGUCAUACAAAAUGAAGGGGGGGGGGGGGGGUAUUUUCUUGAUGCUGACAUCUACAUUUGCUUCUAAGGGAACUUUUUGGCAUUUUCCUUUAAGUUUGAAAAAAAAAAAAAAGAACAAUAAACAUUAUGGUAUUAAUGUCACCUUUUUAUUUCAUCACUCACAUAUGUAUUCUAUGCAACUGUGUAAGCUCUAAGAUGAACAAAUGAUUAAACGUAAGACAUGACCCUA